Messenger RNA from Microsporum canis CBS 113480, 2727 nucleotides. RefSeq lists its product as hypothetical. Gene Ontology annotation, molecular function: DNA-binding transcription factor activity, RNA polymerase II-specific; zinc ion binding; transcription cis-regulatory region binding. The transcript has 4 exons. Gene Ontology annotation, cellular component: nucleus. Gene Ontology annotation, biological process: DNA-templated transcription; regulation of DNA-templated transcription. NCBI's taxonomy places the organism in Eukaryota, Fungi, Ascomycota, Eurotiomycetes, Onygenales, Arthrodermataceae. The record is from RefSeq and is a predicted model, not a curated record. The coding region runs from base 1 to 2727 and encodes 908 amino acids.
AUGGAGGCGGAAUACCCUUCCCACCCAUCGGCUCAGGACGCUUCGUCGCCUUCCGCCACCUCAUCCUCCCACAGAGGAUCCCCUUCGCUGGCUCGCGACGACGGCAGGUCGGCCUCCGUUUCACGUAUCAACUCGAACGAAGCUGCCGCCGGGGCAGAUGGCUCGGGGACGACGACGGACAGAAACCCUGCCGCGGGUGCAGCUGCGGAUGCGGCGUCGAAUGAUCCCCUCGCAGACCUCAAGCGGCCGCGCGCCUGUGAAGCUUGUCGACAGUUGAAAGUGCGCUGCGAUCCUGACCACGAUAACCCAGACGGGUCCUGCAAACGUUGCGCAAAGGCAAAUAGACGCUGCGUCGUUACCGUUCCAACUCGAAAGAGACAGAAGAAGGGAGACAGUCGGGUUGCAGAGCUGGAAAGAAAGAUUGACGCCCUGACCGCUAGUCUCCAGGCGUCGAGGACGAAGAGCUACCCGUCAGACCAGAACGAGCCCGGACAGCAUCAUAAUGCGGAAAGGAGCUGGUCUGGGUCCAGCCGCUGGGGUCCGCAGCGACAGGUAUCAAGAGGUGCGAAUCCGCCAGGGCCCUCUGGGAUCGCUGGUAGCAAGAGGUCGUCCAGCGGGGAUAUCCGGUCAAUGCCAGGAAUGGGACCUCCGGCUGUCCUUGCACGCCCAAUAAGCCCGGCUAACCACACAGCUUUCGUCCAUACGUGGCUACACGGGAAGAGCUCUAGCAAAACUGACAGCAGCUGGCCGGCUUUCGAGCCAGAGUCCAUGUCCGCACCUCGUGUUGAUCAUGAGUAUGCGGACGCCAUAGACCGUGGUAUUGUCGACCAGGAGACAGCGGCCAAAGCAUUCGCGCACUAUAUCAACAACAUGCUACCUUUGAUGCCAUGCGUGGUGUUCCCGCCAGGCACGAAGAUGGGGGAUGUGCGACGAGAGACACCCAUACUCUUUCUAUCGAUUCUUUCUGUAUCAAUCGGAUCGUAUGCGCCCAGCUUGGAGCCGAUUCUGCUUGGCGAGAUGCACAAAAUCUUCGCCGACCGCAUUGUUAUCCGCGGUGAGAAGUCUCUCGAGCUGAUGCAGGCUCUUGUGAUAGCUUCUUUGUGGUACAUGCCACCGGAACAUUAUGAAGAGCUGAAAUUCUACCUGCUCAUUCAUUUGGCGGCGGUUAUGGGGACGGAUAUGGGCAUGAACCGCAGAUCAAAGCCACAGUCGCAAUCCUCAGAGAUCAUAAAGGAGUUGAUGAGCAGGAAAACCAUGUUCAUCGAUCCCCAGUCUCUGGAUGGGAGGAGAGCGUGGAUGGGCUGCUACUUUCUGGCCGUUAAUGUUGCUAUGGGCCUUAGGCGGCCACUCCUCACUCGCUGGAAUACUUACAUGGAUGAAUCAGUCCAGAUGCUGCUGGAGUCACCCGACGCCUAUCCUAGCGACAAGGCCCUUGUUGAAUGGAUCAAACUAGCCCAUAUUGGUGAAGAGAUCGGUUUCCAGUUCUGCAUGGACGAUCCUCUGACAAACAUCUCUAUCACCGAGCCCAGAGUUCAAUUUGCUCUCAAAGGGUUUGAAGGGCGUUUGGAUGAAUGGCGGAGGGAGGUGCCGCCAGAGUUGUAUACCCCUGUGAUGGAACAUUAUGAACAAGUUCUUAGCAUAUACAUGCAUGAAAUUGGCAUGCACAACGAUCACAACAUCGAUGACUUCAAGCCCCCGUUUCUUCCUGGCCUUACAGAUGAAUCGCAGGCUGAUCUCGGGACUGCCGCACAUGUGAACGCCCUCACUGCAUGUCUUACCUCCAUACAUCGAGUCCUUACCCUAUUCAGCACCAUGGACGGAUCUUUGCUACCUUGUCUCCCUACGAUACAUUUUGUCCGCACAUCUUAUGCAUGUGUUGCUCUUAUCAAAUUAUUUUCUGUUGCCUCGUCCCCGGGCAGUAGGCUUGCUAACGUAUUCAGCACUGAAGACUUCAAAGUCGAGGAAUCGCUGAAUAAACUGAUUUCUCACCUACAUGCAUCAGCAGAAGGAAAUCAGAGUCGAGUCGGCCUCAAGUUCUCGCUUAUAAUUGGCAUGAUGAAGGCGUGGUAUGCGAAACGCAAAGAUAAGAAUGCUGAAGUGUCUCUCCCGCCUUUCCUCCAGCCACGGAUCUCAAAGUCCGAGAAGAGUGAAGCAACAGCGUCACCUGCUGCCGAUGGUGCGAAUAAGUCGACUUCAUUUACAGAUUCCACCACGCCCAAUGCCCAAGGCGAUGCAACGGCAAAGUAUCCAUCAAAUAGUACCGCAGUCACCAGGCAACAGGGCCAGCGAGCGAUUAACACGGCUGAUAAUGUCGCUCAGCCCUGUGAUAAUAAUGCCAAUCAGGCCUUCGUGACGAGCCCAGAUGAAAUUGCCACAACAUCUGCGGCUACUGCUCCGACAUAUGGCUCUUCCAACCUUCCACAACGGGGCUCGAGCACAGGCGAUUGGCCGCAGUUCGUCAGCCAGAACCAAGUGUCCACCAAUCCUUACCCGGCAUCACCAGAAUACGACCCUUCAGUGCUGCAGUACAUGGCCGUUGGUCAGAAUAAUCUUGUUUCACAAGCUGGAUACAAUGUGCCUACCACAGGAAUGGACCAGCACAAUAUGACAUGGGGACACGGUAUGAUCCCUGAUGCUGAUUUAUCAGCCGUCAUGACCUUCCACCCCAACUUAUGGGAUGAAGAGCUCUUCCAACUCUCGCUCGAGGGCUUUGAAGGAGUGUUCUAG